Nasonia vitripennis (jewel wasp) is the source of this 4711-nucleotide messenger RNA. Its product is annotated as protein unzipped. The record is from RefSeq and is a predicted model, not a curated record. The coding region runs from base 560 to 2008 and encodes 482 amino acids. The transcript has 5 exons. Lineage: Eukaryota; Metazoa; Arthropoda; Insecta; Hymenoptera; Pteromalidae.
UCCCGCGGCCAGCAAAGCAGCAGUUCCAGUUCCGCAGCGCGACACGACGGACGAGCGCGCGCAUCUCCGACAGCGAAGAGGGCCGAGAGCACACGAAUAUACCUACACACAGGACUCAGCAGCAGCGGCAUAGAACACUCCGCGCUAUUUCGCUCCAGCACAUCGAGGAGGAGAGGGAGAGAGCCGUUUCGCGCUGCGCCUGGCGUCAGUCAUCCAGCUGCUGCUCACCUUAGCGCGAGCGCGCGUGCCAGUGCGCGAGGACGAGCAACCCCCGUGUGUGAGAGAGAGAGAGAGCUGAGCGUUGUUCCGAGAGGAAGGAUCGCUUUUCCCGCGAUUUUCGACGCGGGAACGAGAACGAGGGAGAGAAGAGCCGCGGAGAAGGUUACACUCCUAGCUGUUGUGUGUAGACGGUCGAACAGUCGUCGCGGGCUCUGCGGUGUUCGAUUGAUCGGCGCGCGCGCUGAGGGACACCCCUCGAGCAACAGCAGCAGCGGCCUGUAGAGAAGAGAGACGGCACACGUAGGCUAGACACAGUGUGUGUAUCGAGGCCGCCGACAACAUGAAGCUGUUGGCGCUCUGUCUGAGCAGCGCGCUGCUCCUCCUCGUCGGGGCCCAGACGAGCGUGCACAUUCUCUCCAAGUACGGCAACGGACAGCUGAUCACCUCGAGCAUCCUCGCCUGGAUACCGCACACGCAGUACAGCGCCAGCAAGACAUUGGUCAUCGGCGGCUUCGAGGUCGUCUCCGGCUCCGCAGCGGAAUCGUCCGAGCCGAGGGACAAGCAGGGCCGGCCGAUCUUCGUGUGCCGGGCGAUGCACAACGGCAACUGGGUGGCCGGAGGCCAGAAGCAGGGCGACAAGCACUGCAACGUCAGCCUGACCGGCAGCGUCGGCUCGUACGAGCGCUACCAGUUGCUGGAGAACGUCGACAAGGCCGCGCGGAUCAACUGGGAGAACUGGACCAAGCUCUACCAGACGCCGGUCGGGGCGGUCGCCACCAGCAAGUUCUUCGUCGCCAGGCACGCGGUGCACAUGGGCAAGUCCGAGAACGGGCAGGACCUGCUGCACAACUACAUCGGCACCCUCGACUCCCAGGACAGCCUCGGCGCCAUCUACUACGUCAAGGAGGACGGCACCGAGGGCACGGCCGACAACGGCCAGGUGCUCGUCGAGACCGAGCCCAUCAUGUACGAGCUGAACGCGGUGAAGCUGAACCAGCAGCGCAAGGUGCUGGCCAAGCGGGAGGAGCGCAUCCUCGGCCAGGCGACCAUCAAGAACGAGGCCUCCUCGCCGGGCAUGAUGGCCGAGGCCUUCAGCUACUCCUACCUCUACACGCUCUACUGGGGCCAGGGCCACGCGAUGAUCAAGGGACUCAACACCACCGUCAGCCUCCUCAACAAGACCCGGCUGAACGACGUCGACUGGGGCAUCCCCAUCAAGGAGAACCGCACCAACGUCCACACGGUGGAGAUCUACCUGGAGCCGGGCACCGCGGUCAACGUGACCCUGCGCGGCUACUACACCGACGCCGAGCUGCCCUACAGCGGCAAGCUGCACUCGCACUACAAGGACGGCGUGAUGCUCAACACGCGCACCAUCAGCGACGUCCGCCACGAGGCCACCCUCACCGACAUCGCUCCCGAAUUCGGACCCAUCUACUUCCUCGGCAACGACAGCCUCGUCCCCACGACCGUGCCGCCGCCGACCACCGAGCCCACCACCACCCCCGCCUCGACGACCCUGCGACUCACGACGAUGCCCCCGACGCGCCAGCAGCAGCCUACCGACCGCUUCGACAUCAACGACAGCACCGCCGAGGAGCAGCAGUACAGCAAGGAGAGCGCCGCGCUCGACGAAAACGCCAUCCUGGCCAAGCACGGCAUGCAGGGCGACGACGGCGGUCCCCUCUCGCUCAAGGACAAGGACGCCGGCCACUCCGCGGCCGGGCCCAGGUCCGCGCUGCUCGCGACGACGGCCCUCUUCGCGCUCCUGCUCCACCGGGUGACGUGAAGCAGCAGCGGCUAACAGUAGCGCGCGCACGGGAGCCUCGCCAAAGAUUUUCUAGGGAAACGGAUUCUCAUUCGCUUGCGCCGGCUUCGCACGCUGGCCGCGAUCGAUCGUCGACACAGAGAGAGAGAGACAGAGAGGAAGAGAGCAGGAGAGCCGGUGUACCAGUGCUCUGCAGCGCGCCCAGCAAUAGCCACCUUACACACACACACACACCUACACUUGCGCACAUUUAAACACGGUUAUCCAUGUAAACUACUCGGCGGCCGCGUCGAGUACUCGUAGGAGGUUUUUCCUUUUCUCUUGUUGUAUCCGCGAGAGCUGAGAAAUUGAGUGCGGAAGAAAGAGUGAAAGCGCGUGCGUUUGAUAUGCGGAAGAAGCGAGAGGGUUGUUCUCGUUCGUUCGAGGGUUUGUAAGAGAGAUGAUUGCGAGUGGCUGUGUCGGAAUCCGACAUAUGCUUGCCUUUCGACAAAAAAACGAUGAUGACGAUGACGAUUGUAAUAUUAGCUUGCGCUUUCGCUGGAGCGCCUCGUACACUGCACUCUUACGCGGGAGCUUUUCGCGCCGCGCGAGAAGAGACGCUCCGGCGAAGCUCACCACGCCGACGUAUAAGAGAAUGUAUAUUUAAACACGUAUUAGUAGCAAGAAGGUCUAUCAAUGAGCUAGUCUCUCACAAAGUAUUAAGUACAAGGAAUCGCGAGCCAAGGCGUUGUAAUAGCUCAGGAUGUUCCGCGCCUGAUUGUAAACAGACCGAUAUAUAGAUAACCAGUGCAUUACAUUCCGUCUGAUAAUGAUGAUGAUGAUGAUGAUGACGAUAUAUAAAACCUCUAUCGAGAUCCUCGAAAGCAAAUUAAAUAUACAUGUAUGCCUUUUGCCCACGACGAUCGACUAUUGGCGCGAAAAAGUUCGUUCGGCCAGAAAUUGUACUACUCGAAAGUUCUUUCCAUCUUCAUUGCUCGCCUUUUCGUACCAGCCAUUUUUCUCUCUUUUCAAUUGCUGCGUAUAAGAUAUCAUUGUAUACUUUUGGCGUGAGAAAUUCAGCGCACCUUCUUUUAUAAUUAGACAUUAUUAUAUUAUAUUAUUACUAUUGCUAUUACUAUUAAAUACUUCUAUUUUUUUUUUCAGUUAAGAGAAGCACCUUUAUAUUUUGAAUAAAAACUUUGUAUUGGUUAAUUGUAUACUUGCGUAUAAAAGUGUAAGCGUUAACUUUGAGAUGUCUAUUACACUAUCAUCGAGGUAUAUUUCGACUCGUAUAACAAGCUUUUUCGCAACUUCAGCGACCGCCGUUAAUAAAGUUUGAACCUAUCCUCGAACCCAAUAAAAAAUCGUUAACACAUAUAUAGAUGAAUAUAAUUAUAUAAAAGAAAAAAAAUGAUUAAAUAAAUAGCAUAUUAUAUGUACGCGGGCCUUCCUGUAAGGGGGUCGCGAAGCACAAGAGCUACCUUUAUUUUAGAUAUGCGCCACCUCGAGAUGAGAGUACGAUUACGAGAUAGGGGAGAGAUGAUUGUAAAACUUCAGUCAAGGCGAUAAAAGGAACAAAAAACAAAUGAAAACAAAGUGCGAUAAGCAGAACGAAGAUUAAAUAACACAGACAAAUAUGAGAACGGCCACGCUAUAUUUUUGAGAAUGCAGCAUAAUUUUAGACGUUUGUAAGGUUUGUAAGAGUAGCGAUGUAAGUAUUUAUAGCGAGUUGCGAGGGCUUAUGAAUUCCUAGUGUGUGACGAUGUCAAUCUUCUACAAGUGCGAGGUAGAAUGCGAGACUGCGUUUGUUCUCGGAGAUACGAGUUGCCUCUUUCGAGCGUCGAAAGAGAGAAAGAGUUCUGGAGUCGCGGAAUUCUCGUAUCGCGCGAAACGCGUCUUUUACGCCAGGGUCAAAGUCUGUCAGACUGAAGCGGAAAAACGUAUUGCUUUUAUUGCUAAAGCGUUUGUUAUUAAAUUUGAAGGCAAACAUUGUCGCAUGUUUCGUUGAUGAUUUUUGGUAUUUUUACGAAAGAAAUAGAAGCGAAGGGUAGGCAUCGAUGUUGUAAAUAUUUUAAGCUACAGGUUCUCCAUACGUGUAAUAAAAAAAUUUGUUAUUUCUUUAUUAUUUUUUACUCUCUCAAACUUUUACUUUAUGGAUGCGAUAGUUUUCGUUCGAUUUACAUUAUCCGUUGCAUACUAAACUUCGAUUGAUCGUUUCGUUAAUUCUGACGAUACAAAGGGAAACACAGAGCUCAAUUAAAUUAACAGUAAAAAUAUGCCAAGUCCUAAACAAUUGUGAUACACAGAUUCUGAGUUUAAGAAAGCAAAGAAAAAAACAUUCCGGUAUGGUUAAUGAUUGAUUGUUAUGAUUGCUGUUAGCAAUAAUUAUAAUGAAAUUAUAACGCAUGAAUUAUUAUCUUUAAAUAACAUUACUUUCGUGAGGAUAUGUCGACAGGACGCUGUAAAGUUAAGAGAAUUAAAGAGAACAGCUAGGAAAUGCUAAGAUUAAAAAUAUGUAGCCAAAUUCUUUUUGCCAAGUGAAAGAGAAUAAUUAUACGGGAACGCUAUCUCGGGAGAUAUUGAAAUUUCUAUCGAAGAAAAACCCAUUAUAUGCUUAAAAAGUGAAGAAAAAAAAUACAAACGCAUUUAUGACUUGCGAAAUAUACGCCAAACACCCUAAUAUCAAGCUUAUUUAAACGCGUGUACGUAAAUACAGAAACAGAAAUAAAUGUUAUGAUAUAUUGA